GGGUUGGCAUGGGGUUCUUUGUCCACCCCGCAGCUGAGAGCCCACACCCUUCCUCCCUUUCCUGAAGGCACAUCCUUGAGAGUGCCGGGCAGCUCGGAGACAUGGGGCUUUUCCAUGGUCCCAGAGUCCUGGGAAAAGGCAGUGACCUGAGCAUGGGCGGGCAGAACUGCGGGGCCAGGCCGGGCUUCAGGCCUGCAUUCUCCUCUGACCCACUCAGCUGCCUCUGUGGAGUUUUCCACAGCAGGCCCCCUUGGCUUCCUCCUCCCCGCCCUCCCCUCCCUUUGUCUUCCUGUGGCCUCCCCUUCCUCCUACCUCCUCCUCUGGGGAGGGGGAGCCCGGUGGGGGAAGGAAUCCUGCAUCUGGCAUGGAGUAGGCGGGGGUCCCAGGAGAGGUCAGAGCCUAGGGUGCCCCAGCUCUCGCCUGUGGGCUGGAAGGUCAGGACUCAGCCCCACCUGGCCAGCUUCACCCCCUCGUGCCAGGCCCGGCAUGGGCCUGUUUUGCUUCACCGCAUACCUCUCGUUCCACAGCCCAGGCCAGCACAGGAGUGGGGAGGAGACACCUGAGGGGAGGCCGGAGAAGCAGCCCAGCAGGGCUGUGGGGCCAGGGAGGUGUGCAGCCAGCGCUGAUGGCCCCCAGGGACAGAGCCCUAGGGAACCGGAGCAGGAGAUGAGAGUGUCUGCCCUGGGACAGGUGCUCUGCACUGGCUCAGGAUGGGGAACAGAGGCUGCUAAUCCAUCAUCAUUAACGAAUAGAGUGGGUGACAGUCCCUGAUAACUGGGAACAGGUUGCAGAGCUUAGCCACAGGAUCACGCUCCAGGCUGUUGGCAGCAGGACCAGGCUCAAUGCUGAGUCAAAGAUCAACUUAGGAGGAAAUUCGAGUUUUGGGUGAGAGCAACUCCCUGGUGGCCUCACUCAGCCCUGCGACACUCACAGGACAGUCCCCGGUGCCAAGCGCUGGUUAUGUGUGGGGGACUUGACUCCCUGGUCCAAAUGAGGUCUCAGUGUGUUGCCCAGGCUGGUCUUGAACUCCUGAGUUCAAGCAGUCCUCUCAGCUCAGCCUCCCAAAGUGCUAGGAUUACAGGCGAGAGCCACUGCGCCCGGCCCCUGGUCCCAGUUCUCACCACAGCCCCUGCAGUAAGCAGUCGGGUCUGUCACCGACAGAGCAGAAGCUCAGGGGACUAAAACUCCCUGCCUGAGUUCCCUGGUGAAUGGAUGGUGGGGCUGAGUUCUAGCCCAGGCUGGAUGGAGCCCAGAGCUGUGGGUCUCCCAGCCUCCUGUCCCCUCAUUCCAGCUUGAUCUUCCUUAAGAGACUCACAUGCCCCAAGCCCUCGGUCUGAGUAUCUUAGAUUGUUCUCACGGUCCCUCCAUCCUUCUCCACUGAAGGCUGCUGUUCAUUCUCUCUCUGUCUCUGUCCCUUGUUGCUCUCACGUCUAUCUCUGUCAUCUUUUCACUCCUUGUCCCUCUUACUCCGUUCUUUGGCCCCCAAUGAAAGCUGAGUCAGAGACAGACGCUUCCCCUCAGUUCCCAAUGCCUCCCUUGGGGGCCCCUCCUUGGCUGUAUCCGUCAGUGGCUCCAGGCUGCCGCGCGCAGGCUUAGCUCAUUCCUCUGACCUGCCAGGAAGCAGAGAGACCCAGAGAGCAGGAGGGAAGCAGAAACCUGGAGGCAGAAAGUGGAGACGGACCUGAGCCCGAGGAAGAGGCAGGCAGAGGCCAAGGCCGAUUCCACCCUAGCCUGCUGGGACAACCCUCCUUAGCCGCAGCCCCUUCCAGUUCCCUAGGGGUUCCGCCCCUCCCCCUCUCUGGGGCACCAGCCCCCCAGGGUCCUGCAUCCCACCAUGUCGAUGGCUGUGGAAACCUUUGGCUUCUUCAUGGCAGCUGUGGGGCUGCUGAUGCUGGGGGUGACUCUGCCAAACAGCUACUGGCGAGUGUCCACCGUGCACGGGAACGUCAUCACCACCAACACCAUCUUCGAGAACCUCUGGUUUAGCUGUGCCACUGACUCCCUGGGCGUCUACAACUGCUGGGAGUUCCCGUCCAUGCUGGCUCUCUCUGGGUAUAUUCAGGCCUGCCGGGCACUCAUGAUCACCGCCAUCCUCCUGGGCUUCCUCGGCCUCUUGCUAGGCAUAGCGGGCCUGCGCUGCACCAACAUUGGGGGCCUGGAGCUCUCCAGGAAAGCCAAGCUGGCGGCCACCGCAGGGGCCCUCCACAUUCUGGCCGGUAUCUGCGGGAUGGUGGCCAUCUCCUGGUACGCCUUCAACAUCACCCGGGACUUCUUCGACCCCUUGUACCCCGGAACCAAGUACGAGCUGGGCCCCGCCCUCUACCUGGGCUGGAGCGCCUCCCUGAUCUCCAUCCUGGGUGGCCUCUGCCUCUGCUCCACCUGCUGCUGCGGCUCUGACGAGGACCCAGCCGCCAGUGCCCGGCGGCCCUACCAGGCUCCAGUGUCCGUGAUGCCCGUCGCCACCUCGGACCAAGAAGGCGACAGCAGCUUUGGCAAAUACGGCAGAAACGCCUACGUGUAGCAGCUCUGGCCCGUGGGUCCCACUGUCCUUCCCACUGCCCAAAGGAGAGGGGUCCUGGCCGGGGCCCAUUCCCCUGUAGUAACCUAAGGGGCCGGCCACGCCCCGCUCCCGGAGCCCCGCCCCGGCCACGCACCCGUGUCUUGCACUCCCGCGGCCCCUCCAAGCCAAGAACUGCUCUUGGGAAGUCGCAUAUCUCCCCCUGAGGCUGGAUCCCUCAUCUUCUGACCCUGGGUUCUGGGCUGUGAAGGGGAUGGAGGUGUCCCCGCACGUUUGUAUUCUGUAUAAAUACAUUCAUUAAUAAAUGUAUAUUGUGACCGUUCA
Molecule: messenger RNA, 2842 nt
Organism: Nomascus leucogenys (northern white-cheeked gibbon)
Lineage: Eukaryota; Metazoa; Chordata; Mammalia; Primates; Hylobatidae
Gene: CLDN15
Product: claudin 15
Biological process (GO): cell adhesion; bicellular tight junction assembly
Cellular component (GO): bicellular tight junction; plasma membrane
Molecular function (GO): structural molecule activity
Source: RefSeq, a predicted model, not a curated record